Messenger RNA from Eimeria necatrix, 1392 nucleotides. RefSeq lists its product as hypothetical. Bases 1 to 1392 code for a protein of 463 amino acids. The record is from RefSeq and is a predicted model, not a curated record. Lineage: Eukaryota; Apicomplexa; Conoidasida; Eucoccidiorida; Eimeriidae. The transcript has a single exon.
AUGCAGGAUCUGGAGGCCCCCUUGAGCUUAGGGGCCCCCUGGGGCCCCUCGGGGGCCCCCCGAGGGCCCCUUGCUGCUGCUGCGUCUCCUGGGGCCCCUCCCUCAUUUCUUGCUGCUAAGCAGCAGCAGCAGCAGCAGCAGCAGCAGGAGCCGAAGCAGCAGGAGUUGGCGCUGGGUCUGUGCGCCGACGAGCAGCAGCAGCAGCUGCUGCAGCAGCAGCAGCAGCUGCUGCAGCAGCAGCAGCAGGAGGAGGACCUGGAGAGCGUGGAAGCAGCUGAGGGGGCGCUGCAGUACGAGCUGGAAGUGCUGCCGCUGGGCUUUGCUGCUGCUGCUGCUGCUGCUGCUGCUGCUGCUGCUGCUGCUGGGGGGGGCCCCGCGAGGAGCUGGCGCGUGUCUUUGCUGCGGGUGGGGAGUUUGCUGCUGCUGUCGCUGCUGCCGCUGCUGUCGUGUCUGCUGUUUGUGUCUGUCUUGCAUUCUGCUGCUGCUGCUAUGCUCGUGCUGCACUGGUGCUGCAUGCUGGGGGCCCCUGCGGUGUACAUACACCUCGCCAGCCAAGACCCUCUUUUCUACCGCCGCUUGGGGGCCCCCCGGGGGCCCCUGGGGGGCCCCUGGAAGCAGCAGAGUUUGUGGGCCCUUGUGGGGUUUGUGUUGGGAGCUGCUGCUGCUUUUGGUGGCUUCCAGUUGCUGCUGCUGCUGCUGCGCGCAGCAGCGCAGCAGCAGCUGCUGCUGCUGCUGCGCGACCGCCUGCUGCAGCAGGGCCUCGGGGGCCCCCUCCCCCUCACGGGGGCCCUCGCUUUCUAUUUUGUUUUUUUAAAUCCUCCAAUUGAAGAAUUCUUUUGGAGAGUUUUUCUUUUGAAAGAAUUAACUGCAUGCGUUUACUGCCCCCCCCCUUCUCCGCUGUACGUACACCCCGGGGGGCCCCCCGGGGGGACCCUGGGGGGGCCCCCCGGGGGCGCAGCAGCAGCAGCAGCAGCAGCAGCAGCAGCAGCUGCUGCUGCUGCGGCGGAGGAGGGGGCCGCGGGCGCAGCAGCAGCGCAGCCGCUGACGGGCGCGCCGCGCCCGCCGCAGCGCCGCUGCUGCUGCAGCAGCUGCAGCAGCAGCAGCAGCAGCAGCAGCAGCAGCAGCAGCAGCGGGGAGGCGCUGGAGAAGAGGCCGUGGGGGGCCUUUGUUGCAGUGACUGCUGCCUACAGCAGCUACCACAUGGUGGUCUGCGAGGCCCUCCUGGGGGCCCCCUGGGCUGUACCCUCUUUCUUCUGUCUUUUCUUCUUGGGGGCCCUUUUGCUGCUGCUGCGCUGCAGCAGCAAAUUCGGCCUUUUGACUGCUGUGGGGCUCCACGCCGGAGUCGACUUCGCCGUCGUCGCCCUCUUCGCCCAAGCCCUCGGGCUCUUUUGA